GAUGUGUCGUAUGCAGCGGAGGCGAUACGUAACUAUCAUAACGUAACGUAACCCGGCUCGAGCCUUGGCCUGUCCAGCAGGUUAGGGGAGCCAGGGCUACGUUACGCUAUGUGGACUUUAUUUAUACCAAUACUUAAUAUAGCAUUUUAGGUACAAUUUGUUGAGGCUGUUACUUAAUAUAAAUGUAUGUAAAUAGCUGUCUACGGUUGCUAACAGCAGCCGUAGGCAGCAAAUACGAUGCUUUAAACAGCACGAAAUCUCCAUUGCCGGCAGUGUUGCCGGCGCAAUCGUCCAUAUGGGGAAAUCUCUCCACUUUGGCAACAGUCCGUUUGCCAGAGGGGGGAGAGGGAGUGGGUAGAGCUAAAGCAUAAUACUCUAGACUAUAGAUAGAUUUAAAUGUAGAUUAUAAUUAAGGGGAACAUUUUGGUUGCCUUCAUUGGCAGAAAAGGGAGAUUAUAUACAUAUAUAUGUUAUCUAUUCUAUGUCUUGUCUUUUAUUUGUUUUGUCUUGUUUUUGUUUCUCCUCUGCCCACUGGUCCGGGGCAGCCAGAGCUAUUGCUUGUUUUGUUUCUGUCUUCAUUUCUUCCUUCGUUACUGUUCCGCCCUCUGGUCCGGGGCAGCCAGCAUUGAGUUGAGCGUUUGUGUGGAUGAGUGUUUGUAUGUGCGCUUGUAUGUGCGCAACGGUCCGUUGUCUCAUCAGUGGAAAUGGCCGAAGUCCACCACCUUCCAGUUGUUGUUGGCUUCUCUCUUCCUCUCAGGGAGUUCACUGGCGGCAAUUCGAGAUCUAUAGGAGAAGGAGGAGACAGAAAUUGCGCAGCAGAAAUGCUAACGCUCAUAGCUUUGAACAGCAGCGCCUUGUUCGGACGCGUUUUUGGCAAUCGUUCGCAUGAGUCUUCUACUCUUUUUAAUAAUUUGCAGUUGUCCAUUUCUAUGUCGUUAGUUAAUCGGUUUAGGAAGAUAUUAAGCAGAGUGAUCAUUCCGUAACGGCCAAUUGUCGCGCUCGCAUAUGCCUCUGUGUUUUUUUUUUUUUCCGUGCGUGUGUGUUUUCUGUGUACGAAUGUGGCAGCCAUGGUUGUUGCAUUCUUAGGGGCUGAACGGGACUUUGCUGGCGCUUUUGAGUAGAUUCAGCAGCGGCGGCCGCAUGCUGGAUCCGCUCCUGAGUCAGCAGGGUGAUGAGAUAGUCCAGUUUCUGGCUGAGCUCAUCGCUAGGACGGACACUCUGACUGCUCGCCACGGGCUGGAAUCCAGUUGUGGUCGCUGCUGGCGGCACCGAAUGCCAUACUUGCCUCCCAGGAAGAGGCUGGGAAUGACUCGCUGGUUGCCGUGUGCGGAGUGCAUCGGCAUAACUGCUCAUUUGAACUGGAGGAGCAGGAGCUCUUGCGCCAGAGCGCGCUCGCCGGCGGCUAGGUUGCUGCAGUGCUGGAAAUCCCUGCUGGUUCAUGACGGGUGGCUGGCGGGGACGCCGCAAACCCUGAGUGGCGGCUUUUGAGUAGAUUCAGCAGCGGCGGCCGCAUGCUGGAUCCGCUCCUGAGUCAGCAGGGUGAUGAGAUAGUCCAGUUUCUGGCUGAGCUCAUCGCUAGGACGGACACUCUGACUGCUCGCCACGGGCUGGAAUCCAGUUGUGGUCGCUGC
Molecule: messenger RNA, 1631 nt
Organism: Drosophila miranda
Lineage: Eukaryota; Metazoa; Arthropoda; Insecta; Diptera; Drosophilidae
Exons: 3
Coding region: 1141-1488 (115 amino acids)
Source: RefSeq, a predicted model, not a curated record